AUGGCAGAGUUUCAGCCCAAAAGCAUCCUCAUUUUCGGAGCAACAGGCACUAUUGGCCGAUACAUCACCAACGCCAUCGUCAAUGCUCAGCCAGGGUUCGACCAAGUCGCCAUCUUCACUUCUGAGAACACAGUGUCUAAUAAACCGGAUUUUAUCAAUGACCUCAAAUCCAAGAACGUCAAAAUCGUCAUAGGAGACGUCAGCAACGAGGAUGACGUAAAGAAGGCAUACCAAGGCGUUGACACUGUCAUCAGCGCUGUGGGAAGAAACGUCAUCGAGAAGCAAAUCGACCUUUUCAGAAUCGCUGCUCAAUCUGGUUCUGUGAAGUGGUUCUUCCCGUCUGAGUAUGGCACAGAUAUCGAGUAUGGUCCUGAGAGCGCCAAUGAGAAGCCUCACCAGCUUAAGCUCAAGGUGCGCAAGUACAUCCGGGAAAAUGCAAAUGGCCUCAAGCAUACCUUUUUGGUUACUGGUCCAUAUAUUGAUAUGUACUUUACCCUUUCACCUGAGGUUGUUGAGGCUGGAGGAUUCGAUCAUGAAAACAAAAAAGCAGUUUUGAUUGAUAAUGGCGAAGGCAAGAUCGGCUUCACCACCAUGCCCGAUGUUGGCAAAGCUGUAGUAGCAGCGCUCCGCCACCCAGCAGAGUCAUUCAACAAAGCCCUCAAAGUCCAAUCCUUUGUCGUCACUCCCAAGCAGAUCCUCAAAGAGUUUGAAAAACAAACCGGAGGUGAACCAUGGAAUGUUUCAAGCUACACGCUCGACGAGUUGAAGGAGGCUGAGAAGAAAGGAUGGGCUGAAGGGAACCCAAAGGCUGUUUCAUAUACACUUCGAAGAAUCUGGUCUGAGGGAGGUACACUGUACGAAAAGACGGAUAACGAGAGUAUUGGACUCAAGGAUGAGGAUCUGGAGACUCUUGAGGAUUCGGUGAGAAGAGGGCUUACAACUGGUUACUGA
This is a messenger RNA of Fusarium sp. VM40, 951 nucleotides long. The record is from the annotation of a GenBank genome assembly. NCBI's taxonomy places the organism in Eukaryota, Fungi, Ascomycota, Sordariomycetes, Hypocreales, Nectriaceae.